CAGUUUCGUUAAUAUUAAAGUUACAUUCAUAUAACCUGCUAAAGUCAUAUAAUUAGAUUUUUUUCUUCCAACAAUAACAGAAUGGCCAACAACAAAGAUCAAAAAGUUAUUGAUUUUAUGUUUGAUCCAUUUUUGGUGGAGCAAAAUUUUUCGGAUCCGGCUGACAAUGAUGAUGUCAAUCUGAAUGAUCAUCCUCAAAAAUUAACCGCAGAACAGCAAGAAUCCAAACGUUUAGAAAUGAAAGCAAUAGAAUCAGCCAAUAAUGGCCAAUAUGACCAAGCGUUUGAUUAUUUCCAACAGGCUUUACAACUUUGGCCUGAAAACGCUUCGGUUUUGAAUAAUCGUGCACAGACCUAUCGUCUUCAGAAUCGAAUAGCCGAUGCCCGUCAGGAUCUGGAUGAAGCAAUUCAAUUGUUGGGUGAUUUGAAUCCUCAUCAUCGACAAGUUGCUCGACAAGCUUAUUGUCAACGAGCAUUGAUUCAUUUGUUGGAGGAAAACCGUGAACUUGGUUUAAAAGAUAUGCAACAAUCAGCCCAAUUGGGAAAUCAAUUUGCCCGUGCCUAUAUGGCCAAAAUGAAUCCAUAUGCAGCUCUUUGUAAUCAAAUGCUUCAAGAUAUGUUCCAGCAAUGUACAACAUCUUCUGGGCCUUGUAGAGAAAACAACAACAACACUCAAACUGAUUGAAAAUUAAAUGUAUUUUUGCAUUAAA
This is a messenger RNA of Dermatophagoides pteronyssinus (European house dust mite), 709 nucleotides long. Its product is annotated as tetratricopeptide repeat protein 36 homolog. Gene Ontology annotation, molecular function: protein binding. NCBI's taxonomy places the organism in Eukaryota, Metazoa, Arthropoda, Arachnida, Sarcoptiformes, Pyroglyphidae. The record is from RefSeq and is a predicted model, not a curated record.